GAGCCGCACUCCCGCUCCGCACCGGCGGCCGCCCCGGAGCCGCUGCCCUCACCAUGGUAAGUGCGGGACGGGGCACCCCGAGACGGUGCGGGACGGGACGGGACGCGGCGCUCGGAUGGGGCGCGGGGCGGCGGGACGGGCUCUGAGCCGCGCGGCGCCUUCGCAGCCCGUUCCCCUCUCGGGGCUCCGUCGGAGCGCGGAGGGCUGCGGGGACAGCGGGGCUUUGUGGGACGGAGCGCCGCUCAAUCGCGGAUUGUUCGCCCGCGGAGCGCCGCGCCGCUCUGUGCUGCCAUUGUCCCGCGCCGCCGCGCGGCUCCGUGGCAUAAAGGGGCGCUUUAUCCCGGCGUUGGCUGCCGAACAAUGGGGCCUGGGGGUGUUUUCUAUUAUUGUUCUUUUGUUUGCUCGUUUGAAAAGCGGCUCAGUGCCGCCCGCCCGCAGCUGCCGCCCGCAGAACAGCGGCCCCGGGCACAGCCGAGCCCCGCACCCACGGCCCGAGCGGGACGCGGCGGUGCGGGAGCGGCAGUCCCGGGUCGGACUCGCAGCUCUGCUUCUCGAGGGGCGAUGGGAGCCCCAACCCCACCGGGGGCGGCGAACGGGGAGCGUCGCGCCGUCCCCUUCCGAGCGGAGCCCCUUCGCCGCGCGUUGGGAGCGGCGACGGUUCCGCGUACCCCGCACAGCGGCCGCCCCGGGGCAGGCGGUGCUCCGUGCCCGGCGGGGAACCGCUCCGCACCUCCCGGCCGCAGGAGGGAGUAAAGGAUGGAGAGGUUACUUCUAAGAGCCGCACCGCCCGCGGCCGCUUUCACUUUCGUGUUCGGCGGUGGCAGCGCGGCCGCUGCUGCCGGAAGCGAUUUGCGCCGCUGCGCGUUGGGAGGAGCCCGGAGGGGCUGCGAGGCCACGGCGCGGUCCGUCCGAACCCCGCCCGGAGCGGCCGUUCCCGGAGCCCCGAGCGGCGCUGCACCGCGGGUUAUCGGGGCCGCCGUCCGCGAGAUUCGAUUCGCCCCUGCAGGCGGAGCUGCCCGCGCCGCUGCGCUGUGGCACCUCGGGGCACUUCGGCUCCUCGGGCCGCGGCCGCUCCGCGCUGUGACGAACAGAGGUUUCUCCAAGAAGAGCCACCCGUUCCUGCCGAAAAUAUUCCGGAAGAUGUCCGCCCAGGCGGCCAAAGAAAGGCCCGACAGCCUUCGCUUCCCCUUCCUCGAUGACGAGGAGACCAUCGCCACGCUCAGAGAGUCCAAAACCUUCUUCAUCCUGAGAGGCCUUCCUGGCAGCGGGAAGUCCACGCUGGCUCAGGCCAUCCAGGAGCGGUACAGAGACGGCUGCAAAGUCAUCGCCGCUGAGAACUACAAAAUCACACCCGCCGUAAGGAGCGGCGUUCCGGAAGAGUAUGGCAAAGUGGACGAGGAUUUAGUUGAAUAUUGCAAACGAGACGUCAGCGUUAUCGUUUUGGAUGACACUCACCAUGAAAGGGAACGACUGGACCAAAUCUUUGACAUUGCUGACAAAUACCGCUACAAAGUCAUCUUUGCGGAGCCCAAAACCCAGUGGAGGAUGGAUUGCGCGCAGCUUAAGGACAAGAAUCAGUGGAAACUGACGGCCGAAGACCUGAAGAAGAUGAAGCCGAGUUUGGAGAAGGAGUUCCUGCCCAUGUAUUUCGGAUGGUUUUUGAGCAAAAGAAGCUCUGAGAUCCUGAGGAAGGCCGGCCAGGUGUUCUUGGAUGAGCUGGGAAGCCUCAAAGCCUUCAAAAAGGAGAGCAAAUACUUCACUUCUGAAGAUCCCAAAAUAAAAAUAGAUCUCACCAGCUACUUUGUGAAGAGGCCGCCCGGGGUCUUACACUGCACCACCAAAUACACCGACUUCGGGAAGGCAGCGGGGGCUGAGGAUUACGCACAGCAGGAGGCUGUCAGGGCUUCCUACGGCAAAGGCUUCACUUUGUCCAUUUCGGGUCUGUUUGUCACAACCAAAACUGUUGGUGCUCGCGUGGAGCUGAGCGAACAGCAGCUGCUGCUGUGGCCCGGGGAUGCCGAUAAGCUCCAGGCAACCGACAGCCUCCCGAAGGGCAGCCGCGCUCACAUCACCCUCGGCUGCGCCAGCGGGGUGGAAGCCGUUCAGACUGGGAUGGAUCUGCUGGAGUUCGUGAAACUGGAAAAGGCGGGGAGCAAAGGGGAAGAAGUGGGGGAAAUUGGAGGAGGGAAGCUGCAGUAUUUUGGGAAUGGGAUGUGGAUGCUCACGCUGUCCAAAAAGAUCGAUGUGAGGGCCAUUUUCUCGGGUUACUACGGAAAGGGGAAACUCGUGCCUACACAGAGCACCAACAAACGGGGCUCCGUGUUCAGUUCCUGCACCAUCAACUAAGAGCACAGCAGGCAUCGCCCCCGGGGGCUUUUAGGAGGAAAGUAACUCGGUAACCUUUAAAACUGUAAAGAGAAAUAAUUCCGCCUUUACUAAGCAAGCCCUUCUGCCAGCCUCAGACCGAAACGUCUCUGCGGAGACAUUUAUUGGCCUCGGUUAGAAAACAAGCAGCUCCAGGAGAGCUGUCGGAUAACCCUCAGUAACCACAGCACCAUUGAGUACUUCUGAUGGGAGAGUUGGGGCAGAACCAGCUCUCGUGGGGCCCUGCUUGUUUUCUUCCUCAGAGGAGGAUCUCCUGUUGUCUUUUAUAACGCCCCUAUGAACCACAAUCGUUAGAUCUGUACACGUCAGUACUUCACCGUUGAGCAGUGGCAGAACAGAGCCUGUACAGAACUGCUGAGGCCCAACGAGCUGCACGCCCUCCCCCGCUCCAGGCGGACAGACAGACAGACAGAAGUGCUGCAAACCCGGUGAAAGCCGACCCGCUCAGCGCCCACUGCUGUCCGGCAGAGCAGCGCCCAGCAGCUCAGUGCAGAAGGGAUCGCGCAGCAGCCACACACCUUCUGCCCCACUGUGCUGUUUGUGUGCAGAGCUGUCAGCGCAGGGAAGGGCUGUGCUGAUGGGCACACGGAGGCGCAGUGCCGGGCGAUGUCUGGGAGCCAAACUGCAGCCACGGGGAGGAAAUCACAGCAAAGGAACCAGUUUUAAGGAGCUCCAUUCAGUAACAGCUGCGGUCGCUCAGGAUGGGCUGCAUCCAAUGCUGCCAGCACCACUGUUCUGUAGGGAGCAAUCUGCCUUGGCGGGGAAUGGAAGAGAUGAACUAAUGUCUUUUCCAUCUUAUUUUGUAGAAACUAAAAUCGUGUCUGAAGUACAGAACUGUACUUCAAGCAAGAUUUUACUAGCUUUAGCUAAUGCACUGAACGUAGGAUGGAAGUAACACUGUAAUCUAGGAAGUAAAGGGAGGUAUUGUAACUGCGUAACUCAAGCCUGCUCCAACCCCAGUGGUGGGCUGGAAAGAAGUUAAUGAUCGAGCACUGCUGUUAUUAAGUCUGUGUUAUUAAAGCCGAUGUUUUUGCUCUUAGAUCGUUUGCAGUGGGCAGAUCUGUGCUCACCGCUCCGUAACACAAACCCCAACUAACAGAUUCAGGUCAGGACAGCAGCCCCAACCGCGGCUCUGCGCUGCACCCACAUUAAUACAUGGAAAUACUCACUGUGUCCCGCAGCGGUGUUGGGUUGGUGUCUGUAUAGCAGCGCUCAGUGCUGCGGGAGGCGUUUCCCCUCCGGGCGCUCAGCUCAGCAGCAGGGAGUUGGGUUUGGGGUAGGGGCGCUCCGGGGGGGCGCGGGCAGCGCUGUGUGAGUCCAGCAGUCAUUUAAGAAAGAUGACAAUAAAUUCCCAUCGAACACCGCCACCAAAAUCCACGUCUACGCCCCGACUUCCAUCCAUCCUUCGCCUCCCCCAGCUGAACACAACUGCUGCGCCAGCAGAGCUGUGAGUGCCUGCAGUGCAGCUCAGCCCUCCCAGCACCGACCCUCCGCAGUCGUCCCCUCCGACCCCACACCGCCGCGGUGCUCCCGAGCACAGAGCUGCGCCGCCCCCCGCAGAGCCGCGCGAAGAACAGCAGCAGCGACGCCGUCCUCAUCCACCUUUUUAUUAGUUUGUACAUCAUAUACAGUUUAUAAUAAAGUAAACCAAUUGCAUACGG
This is a messenger RNA of Gallus gallus (chicken), 4046 nucleotides long. RefSeq names its product 2',3'-cyclic nucleotide 3' phosphodiesterase (gene CNP). The record is from RefSeq and is a predicted model, not a curated record. Lineage: Eukaryota; Metazoa; Chordata; Aves; Galliformes; Phasianidae. Gene Ontology annotation, biological process: cyclic nucleotide catabolic process. The transcript has 4 exons. Bases 757 to 2346 code for a protein of 529 amino acids. Gene Ontology annotation, cellular component: membrane; cytoplasm. Gene Ontology annotation, molecular function: 2',3'-cyclic-nucleotide 3'-phosphodiesterase activity.